AUGAUAAUAUUCGAACUAUUAUUUAAUAAAGGAACUCGCGAACUUCUAUGUUUGGGGAACAAGUCGAAACAUGGUGAAGCUUGCGGAUUUAAAAUUUUGGUGACCCCAAAUUGUACAUGCAAAAUUUCUUCUUUACUUAAAUUGAUUUACAUCGACUUUAAAACAGCUAAAGAAACAACUUUUGACUAUCAAAUUAUUUUUGAUACAGAGCUUUCGACUCGGAUUGAUCCAAAUAAACUUAUAGAAAAGAAGAAACUUGGUGAAGGAUCUUUUGGAGUUGUCUAUUUAGGAGUUUUCAGUGAGCAGAAAGUCGCAAUCAAAAAAUUGAAAAUAGUCAAUGAAACAGAUGACAAACAACUUGUAUUUAUCUCAGAAAUUGAGAUGUUAGAAAAGUUUCAUUCUGAUUUUAUUAUCAACUUUUUGGUGCAUAUAGAAGAUAUGAUGAUUCAUAAGAAUCGUGGAGAUAUUUCAAAUCCAAUGAGAAACAAAUUUGUAUUUGAUGCAGCUCGAGGAAUUUUGUAUUUACAUAACAAUGGCAUUUUACAUAGAGAUAUCAAGCCGGACAACAUUUUAGUUGUAUCAAUGGAUUUUGAAACCAAAGUGAAUGCUAAAUUGACUGAUUUUGGAAGUAGUAGAAACAUCAACUUGUUGAUGACUAACAUGACUUUCACUAAAGGAGUUGGAACACCAAAGUACAUGGCGCCUGAAGUGUUGAAUAAAGAAAAAUAUCGAAUGCUAAGUGAUAUCUUCUCUUUUGCAAUUACCAUGUAUGAAAUUAUUAAUUGGGAAAAAUGUUACAACAAUAAAAAAUUUAAAUAUCCGUGGAACAUCGUCGAGUUUGUAGUCGCUGGUAAGCGACUUGAAAUUGGAAAUGAUAUGUCUAAUGAGCAUUUUAAAUUGAUACAAAGUGCUUGGAUUCAAAAUACCAAAGAGCGUGCGACUAUCCAACAAAUUGUUGAUGCUUUGCAAAACAUGAUGUAA
Molecule: messenger RNA, 981 nt
Organism: Entamoeba invadens IP1
Lineage: Eukaryota; Evosea; Mastigamoebida; Endamoebidae
Product: serine/threonine protein kinase pak-1, putative
Exons: 2
Coding region: 1-981 (326 amino acids)
Biological process (GO): protein phosphorylation
Molecular function (GO): protein kinase activity; ATP binding
Source: RefSeq, a predicted model, not a curated record